AUGGCAAUCCUGGCAUGUUGUCUCUAUCCUCCUACAAGUGGAAAGGCCUAUAUUAACGGAUAUGAUAUCUCAAAGCAGAUGGUCCACAUUAGGAAAUCGCUGGGCUUGUGUCCCCAGCAGAACCUGCUGUUUAAUUACUUGACAGUAUCGGAACACCUUCAUUUCUACUGUGGGAUAAAAGGAGUACAUGGAAAGAUGACUCGUACGGAAAUUGACCACAUGCUGACUACUUUUAACCUGCUAGAAAAGCGUAAUGAAUUGUCAAAGUCGCUGAGCGGAGGAAUGAAGCGCAAACUCUCCAUCAUUAUAGCAUUUAUAGGGGGCUCCAAGGUAGUGAUACUUGAUGAGCCAACGUCUGGCAUGGACCCAGUCUCAAGAAGGGUCACCUGGGAUCUCCUGCAGCAUUUUAAACAGGAUCGUACCAUCCUAUUGACCACCCACUACAUGGAUGAAGCUGAUGUUCUGGGUGACCGCAUAGCCAUCAUGGUCAAGGGAUCCCUGCGGUGCUGUGGCUCUUCAAUUUUCCUGAAAAAAAUAUAUGGUCUCUCUCUCCUUGAUUAUUCUUAGGAUACUGAUGCCUUAAUAAUAAUCUUCAAACAUACAUUUCAUUGUUUUUUUUCUAGGUACUCAAAACUUCAGCAAUUUCCUCUGUUCUAUUGGGAUUCAACUAUGAACGCUUUAAAAUAAUGCUCAUUUUUUCAAAAUUA
Molecule: messenger RNA, 707 nt
Organism: Sapajus apella (tufted capuchin)
Lineage: Eukaryota; Metazoa; Chordata; Mammalia; Primates; Cebidae
Product: ATP-binding cassette sub-family A member 3-like
Exons: 4
Coding region: 1-567 (188 amino acids)
Biological process (GO): transmembrane transport; lipid transport
Cellular component (GO): membrane; intracellular membrane-bounded organelle
Molecular function (GO): ATP binding; ATP hydrolysis activity; lipid carrier activity
Source: RefSeq, a predicted model, not a curated record